Molecule: messenger RNA, 1091 nt
Organism: Suncus etruscus (white-toothed pygmy shrew)
Lineage: Eukaryota; Metazoa; Chordata; Mammalia; Eulipotyphla; Soricidae
Gene: RAB5A
Product: RAB5A, member RAS oncogene family
Exons: 5
Coding region: 87-734 (215 amino acids)
Molecular function (GO): GTPase activity; GTP binding
Source: RefSeq, a predicted model, not a curated record
UUAACUCCGUAAAGAAAACAUUGACACCUUGCAUCCUGGAAAUUCAAUUAAGAAACUGCAAUUAGGGACUUAUUUCAAAUUUGGACAUGGCUAAUCGAGGAGCAACAAGACCCAACGGGCCAAAUACUGGAAAUAAAAUAUGCCAGUUCAAACUAGUACUUCUUGGAGAAUCUGCUGUUGGCAAAUCAAGCCUAGUGCUUCGUUUUGUGAAAGGCCAAUUUCAUGAAUUUCAAGAAAGUACCAUUGGGGCUGCUUUUCUUACCCAAACUGUAUGUCUCGACGACACGACAGUAAAGUUUGAAAUCUGGGACACAGCUGGCCAAGAACGAUACCAUAGUCUAGCACCAAUGUACUACAGAGGAGCACAAGCAGCCAUAGUUGUAUAUGAUAUCACAAAUGAGGAGUCUUUUGCCAGAGCCAAAAACUGGGUUAAAGAACUUCAGAGGCAAGCCAGCCCUAACAUCGUAAUAGCUUUAUCAGGAAACAAGGCUGACCUUGCAAAUAAAAGAGCUGUUGAUUUUCAGGAAGCACAGUCCUAUGCAGAUGACAACAGCUUAUUAUUUAUGGAGACAUCAGCUAAAACAUCAAUGAAUGUAAAUGAGAUAUUCAUGGCAAUAGCUAAAAAGUUGCCAAAGAAUGAACCACAGAAUCCAGGAGCAAAUUCUGCCAGAGGAAGAGGAGUUGACCUUACUGAACCCACACAGCCAACCAGGAGUCAGUGUUGUAACAACUAAACCUCCCAUUCGAACUAGCUGGAAUAUCUAUCCUUAAGCUUCCUAAAUGUUAAUAACAGAGGAAUUGGAGCAUCUAACCGGCCCAGUAUGACUUCCAAAAAGAAGAGACUUUAGAGUCAACUUUCUAAUACAGAAUUAUUUUAAGUGUUUUGAACAUAAUUUUUAAUAACAUUGCAUGUGACUCUCUUAACGUCUCACCAGUAGAAAGGGGAAAAAUAACAGCUUUGUUUAUGCUUGUUUCUUUGGAAGGUUGAGGGAUUGUUUCUCAUCCCAGGCAUAGCUACAGGAGUCUACCGAUCCAUGAUGGCCAACCAGUUUUAUGAAGAAGUCAAUGGAAAAGAUUUGGAACUUAACAAA